Messenger RNA from Parascedosporium putredinis, 3681 nucleotides. The record is from the annotation of a GenBank genome assembly. NCBI's taxonomy places the organism in Eukaryota, Fungi, Ascomycota, Sordariomycetes, Microascales, Microascaceae.
AUGGCUCCCGCAUCGCGUGCAUCAUCCCGGCCCGGCUCCAUGGUUGCCGAUUUUUACGGCCAAGACCCCUUUCGGACACCGGUUGGCCGAGGCGCGCAGAGCGUGAGGGCAUCGACUGUCGUCUCCGGUCGCACAUCAUUCAUCGCAUCAUGUGUGCAAAAACCGCCACCAAAGCAGCAGCGUUUCAAGAGUUCUAGGCUCAUCGGCGAGUAUGAGAAGCCCUGGACGGAGAAGCGUGAUCACCGUAUCGCCUACGAUCGGUGGAUCUUCUACUUCAUGACGUUGCUGGGUUUGGGGAUCAGCGCGUACAUUUGCUGGGACGGGUGGAAUUCUUAUGGUAGUCGAGAUUUCUGCCUCAUUUGGGAAGAUGAUUUUUCCAACGGAAUUGACGACAGCAGUUGGAACUACGAGAUACAGCGCGGCGGGUUCGGCUCCGGUGCAUUCGACUGGACUACAGACGACAAGCGUAACGCAUAUGCCGACUCGGAGGGUUUGCACAUCGUCCCCACGCUCACCAUCGACGACAUCGACAUCACCGAGGCCCAGCUCCUCGACGGCUACAAGCUCAACCUCACGACGGACGGGACAUGUACCACGACGGGCAUCGAGGCGUGCGGGAUCACCUCGAACAAAACCACGGGCGACAUCAUUAACCCCAUUCGCAGUGCGAGGUUGAACACCAAGGGCAAGCGCACGAUAACGUAUGGCAAGGUAGAGAUUGUUGCCAAGCUGCCAAAGGGUGAUUGGCUUUGGCCGGCGUUAUGGAUGAUGCCUGAAGAGGAAUACUAUGGCGGGUGGCCUGCCUCAGGCGAAAUUGACAUUAUGGAAUCCCGUGGAAACGAAGGAACGAGCUACAAGGGUGGGCGUAACGAGGUUGGCGGUACCUUGCACUGGGGACCCGUCUGGGAGUUGGACAUGUUUAAGCAAACGUCCGGCAAGCGAGAUCUGCGCCGCACAGACUAUUCUGAAGACUUUCACAUCUUUGGUGUCGAGUGGACUGAAAAAUAUAUCUUCAUCUACGUCGACUCCGUUCUAGCCCAAACCAUCUAUACCCCCUUCCGCAAGCGAGGCGAUAGCUUGUACCAGCGGGGCGGUUUUGGUAACAUGGAAAUUAAUGAGACGGUCCCGGAAAAUCCAUGGGCGAAAUCUCCCAAUAUCAACGCCCCAUUCGACCGCCCAUUUUAUCUUAUUGUUAACGUAGCUGUCGGAACCACCAAUGGUUAUUUCCCGUAUGUCUUCCUUCCUACUAUACAAGGCCUCUAUGCACUACUAGUAGCCCCCUGGCGUGAUGGUGCGGAAGACGCGCAACGCCAGUUCUGGGCUGCUCGGCCGGUGUGGGAGCCCAGCUGGGGCGCCGGCGACAGUCGCGGCAUGACGGUCAAAAACGUGAGGAUGUGGAAUCCCGGGAACUCAGCAGCGCAUCGUCCUCUCCACGCGGACCUCUGGGAAGACGAAGAUUAUGGCGAGCAACGCGAGACUGGAAGAGGCCUUCCUCUCCGCACGCGAGAAAUUCCUUCGCAGUAUCAAGGACCCUGCCGUAAAAGCGAAAUUUCGGCCGUGAUGACCAUCGACGACUUCAACAGGGAGAUGAGGACGCUUGAGGCUACGCAGGAGAAGAGCAAGACGCUUCGCGGCUUAAAACGAAUUGAACCCUUCGUAAAGGGCCUUGAAGGGUACGCUGGUGUUAUUGAGGUCUUCCUCCAGGUCAAGCCCGAGAUCAUCAGUCUAAUAUGGGCCGUUUGGCCGAGAGUCACGCUCGAGCUCGAUGCCGUUACGCGGAAUAUUGCCGGUCACGAAAAUGUCAUGCAAAGCCACGUGACUCUUGAAGACGUUAUCAGGUCCCAGGAGGAACGAAAAAGGGCGCUUGAAGAGGAUAAAAGAGCCGAAGAAGCCCGGAAUAGACAAUACUGGAAAGAAUUGCGUGACGAGGUUGCUCCUCGGCUUUAUGAUUCACGGCUCGAGAGCAUUCUGGCCUACCAGAUUUUCGAAGAUGACGAGCGAAAAUUUAAGUUCAACGCCGACUCGAUCCGCAACCUACUCUCGAAUAUUUUUAAAGGCAGGGACGUCUUAUUGGUAGUUGACGGGAUCGACGAAGUGCCCGAAGCCUCAAGGGCCACUUUGCUCAAGGACCUGUUAUGGAUUGUGGAGUCAUGCCCUUCCCACCUCGCCAAAGCCACCCAGCUCCGAAUCGGAAACCAGAACUCAGCAGACAUCAAGGCCCUUGUCGACUCCCAGAGCUCAAAGUUGGCUGAGAAGUUGGUCGACUCUAGGGCCGCACCGACAGUAAAGGCCCAGAUCAACAAGUCAGCUCAGCAGAUUGUUGACAAGGCCGACGGUCAGCGCACCCCGCAUGAUAUUGCCGAGUUUGGUGAUGUCCCCCGAGGCCUCACACGGGCAUACGGCCGCAUAUUAGACCGUAUUGCGGAGAAGGGGCCAGUCCUCAGUCAGGUUGCGAAUAGGAUCCUCAUGUGGCUUGCCGGGGCAAGGCGAAUUCUUCGCGAAGAGGAGCUUCUGCAAGCUCUGGCCGUGGAACAGACAUUGGAUGACUUUGCUGAUGAUAGGAGAGAUCACCGAAGCCUUUUGGAAGCUUGCGGCCACAUGAUUGAAGUCGAAAAUGGGUUUGUGAGAUUCGUCCACUUCACAGCCCGCGAAUUUCUUCUAAGCCAGGAGAGUAGCCGCUACCUCAAUCUUUCCAACGCUAAUGCCGAAAUUGCGGCCACGUGCACCCGCUACCUCGCGUAUCAGUCACUCAAUCCUGCGUUCUCCCUUAGCGGCAGCCUGGCGGAGGAUGCUAUUCGGCGAGGCGAUUUUGUUCUACUAGAGUACUCAGCUCUGCAAAUAAUUGAGCAUAUCAAGGCGUGUGGCUCCUUAGCGUCACUCGAGUCUACUAUCUUGGACAGGCCGCUGCUGGAUAAUCUGCUUGCGGCAGUUGGCCGAUACAUUGAGGCACGUGAAAUGCCGGUGGAUGAAAAUCGGCUAGAACCGUCCUCUACGCCAUUUUUGCGUCGCUUCCUCUUAUUCGAGGGCCAGCCCACGGUGCAAGCUACGUUAGCAAGGGCAGAGCAUCGCAUUGGAAGUCUCAAGUACGGUGAAGGAGAUUGGGAAGAAACCGGCGAUCCCCUGGAGACAUUUCCCACCACUACCUUGUGGGCCCUGGCCCGAUUCCGGCAGCACCUCGAGGACAUCCUAUGCUCUGGCUCGGUACAUAUACCUGGAUGCAAAUGCGACCAGCUUCGGAGCCUGUAUGGGCCGACUCCGUUCUACUGCAACAGGCCUUUCUGCAAAAGGUUUGAGCGCGGGUUCGACACGAUGGACUCCAGAGAUGUGCACCUCGCCCACCACCGGCGGGAUUUUACCUGUUCGGUAGAGGGUUGCCUACGAGGACUUCGCGGGUUCCGGUCAGAGAAGCAACUCGAACGCCAUGCCUCUGAACAUGCGUUACACGACGAGUCCCGUGGCUCCCCUCAUACCAGCUCUAAGCAAACAGUUUACUCCUUUGAGGGGGUCGAGCCAGGAAGCAUCCUAGAUAUGGACGUUCUAUGCGAUGCGCUGGAGGAGGAGCAGAGCUCCUUUGUUCUGCAGCUCCUGCAAACGUACCAGUUCACCGAAGGCUGUUCCCGGUGGAUUUUGCCAUUGGCAGCCUGGAUGUGGAUUUGGACCAAAUGCUCGCCUGGGCCAUAG